CCAGGAUCUCUCUUUAUAACCCUGCUGAUCAUUUCUGCUGCAGAAGUUGAGCUUUCCAAAAGUAUCUCAUAUCCCAUCCACAGUUUAUUUUAUUCAACCAAAAUGAGCGAGAGAAGACAGACAAGGAACCAAAUCCGAGGCCCGCAUUCGGCACUUACCGAUUUCCUCGCUUCCAACAACAUAUCCGCGGCUCAAAUCCAUCAAGACUACCAAAGACGUUUGAGAGAUGCAGAACGCCAGGUUGAUGAGGAUCAAGAAAACUAUGAUGAAGACUCUGCACAUGAGGGCACUAGUGAGUCGCCAGAGCAGCAGAAGAAGCGAAAGCGUAGAGAGAUUGUUACUCUGGCCAAAAUCAAGCAAAGUAAAGAGUUCGCCCGACGCAAGGCGCGACGAACUGGCGAGCCAGAUGAUGAUGACGAUUUCAUCGCCCGCGAGAUGAUGCACGAACGAUCGCGUCCGAUGCCGGGCCAGCUUGGCAAUUGCGAGCUAUGCAGUAAACGCUUCACAGUUACUCCAUACAGCAAGACAGGACCAAACCACGGUCUUCUUUGUGCUACAUGCUCAAAGGCACAAACAGACAGCGAGAGAAAAGCAAAGGCAAAGAAGCGCGGACCAAGAACUAGUCGACGUCAAAAUCAGAGCAAUCUUCUCGACGGACUUGCUCAACAAGGUGCCCUGAGCUUGGCCGAGAUGUGCACGAAGAAAGUUGCAGAUAAUAUCAACGAUAUCGAAGAGUUUGGUGACUUGCCACCACAACUAUUGCUUCGUCUGAGUCAGAUACUCUCCAAAAGGCGGGUCAUGACACCUCGGACUCUCAAUCUUUUCCUUCGCCCAGACCUUAACUCUAUCGAUAUUUUCGAUGCCGCUAAGCUUGAAACGCAGGACUUUGAGAAGAUUUUCGCAUUCAUGCCUUCUGUGACUCAUGUCAACCUUCGCUUUGCAGGUCAAUUGAAAGAUCAGGUCGUGGGCUACAUGUUGAGCCGUGAUCUCCAAAUAAAGAGCUUACAGUUAGAUGCUACCAACUUGGUGUCCGAUCCCUCAUGGCGGCAGCUGUUCCAAAGGCUAGGACCACAGCUAGAGAGCCUCAAAUUGUCCAACCUUGACUGCUCUUUGGAUAACGAAACCGUGGAGGCGUUGAUCAGCUGCUGUACUGCACUUCGGUGUUUGAAAUUGAAACACUGCUGGAUGCUUGGGGAUCGUUCACUUCAAGCCAUUUCUAACCUGACAAGCUUGGUGCAUUUGUCUUUACACUUUUACCAGGAAGUGGGGAACGAAACUCUUCUUCAGACCAUAAAUCAGGUGGGGCCAAGCUUGCAAACAUUGUCAUUAGAAGGCUUCACUACUGCGGAUGACCAUCUGCUUGACAUGAUCCACGCCAAGUGCAGGACAUUGACCAAAUUACGCUUCUCGAAUAACGUCACAUGCAGUGACAAGGGAUUUGUGCGUCUUUUUUCAGACUGGCAAAAUCCUGCUCUAGAGAUAGUGGAUCUUUCAUCAACCCGUGAUAUCGAUAAUGCUAACCCAGAUGGUCCGGCAGAAGCCACAGGACUUGCAUCUCAUGGGUUUAUUGCACUCAUGAAUCAUUCAGGCUCUAUGAUUCGCAAGUUGAAUAUCUCGUCCUGUCGUCACAUAUCACAUGCUGCCUUUGCUGAGGUUUUCUCGGAUGGGCGCACAUAUUCCCGUCUGAGGGAGCUCGACGUAUCGUUCCAUACGCUUAUGGAUGAUUAUCUCGUGGGUCAGAUCUUUCGAAGUUGCCCAAAUAUACAAAAGUUGGUGGCUUUCGCCUGCUUUAACAUCCGCCAUAUCAAGAUACCUCCAGGUGUUGCGUUGAUAGGUGGCUUGAAGGCACAAGACUCCUUUGUAUUGGAGGGAACUUCUCAAUCACAAUCGAUGGUUGUCAAUGUCUAACAAGACGGGGACUCCUAAAUCAGCUAGGAAUGAAUUGAUGGCUACCAGGGUCAAAAGUAUCACGGGUUAAUUUCAUUUGUUGUUUUCAUAACAGACUCUCGAAAUCAGGAAAUAUGGUCAGGUCAUUUAAUAUCAUACCUGGCGAGAAGCCUUCUGUGGUUUUUUAAACAUGCGCAUACCUGAAGUGCCAUCGCCUUCAUCCCGAGGCUUCUCAGUGCAUUGAAAAUCUACGUAUCGUUUAUGAAGCCACUGGUAAAGAUACUGGGAGAGAUAGGGGAGAGCUGGCUUGUAUGCUGACUAAUUUGAAUGCACUCGGGGAUUCUUCCUAUUGUGAAAGGAUGACGAAAGGGACAUGAGCCCCGAUAACCAAAUUCAACGUCCUGUGUGUUUCAUUUUCUG
Molecule: messenger RNA, 2307 nt
Organism: Aspergillus brunneoviolaceus CBS 621.78
Lineage: Eukaryota; Fungi; Ascomycota; Eurotiomycetes; Eurotiales; Aspergillaceae
Gene: rad7
Product: DNA repair protein Rad7, protein
Exons: 6
Coding region: 103-1908 (601 amino acids)
Biological process (GO): SCF-dependent proteasomal ubiquitin-dependent protein catabolic process
Cellular component (GO): SCF ubiquitin ligase complex
Source: RefSeq, a predicted model, not a curated record